Octodon degus (degu) is the source of this 2351-nucleotide messenger RNA. RefSeq names its product retinol dehydrogenase 11 (all-trans/9-cis/11-cis) (gene Rdh11). The record is from RefSeq and is a predicted model, not a curated record. Lineage: Eukaryota; Metazoa; Chordata; Mammalia; Rodentia; Octodontidae. The coding region runs from base 76 to 1026 and encodes 316 amino acids. The transcript is spliced from 7 exons.
GGGCGGGGCGCUGUGGAGCGGAGGGAAGCCGCGGAGGCAGCAGCGUGUGACUAACCUUCGCUGCGGCUCGCAGAGAUGCUUGGGCUACUGAUCCUCCUCCUUUGCUUCCUCUUCCUCCUGUACAUGGCUGCGCCCCAAGUCAGGAAAAUGCUGGCCUUUGGUGUGUGCACAUCUACUGUCCAGCUUCCUGGAAAGGUCGCUAUAGUCACUGGAGCGAACACAGGCAUCGGGAAGGAGACGGCCAAAGAGCUGGCCCGGAGAGGGGCCCGCGUGUAUUUAGCUUGCCGGGAUGUGCAAAAAGGAGAAGCAGUGGCCAGAGAGAUCCAAGCUGUGACAGGGAACCAGCAGGUGUUGGUGCGGAAGCUGGACCUGGCUGACACUAAGUGUAUUCGAGCCUUUGCUAAGGACUUCUUAGAAGAGGAAAAGCACCUCCACAUUUUGAUCAACAACGCAGGAGUGAUGAUGUGUCCCUAUUCCAAGACGGCAGAUGGGUUUGAGAUGCACAUAGGAGUUAACCACUUGGGUCACUUCCUCCUGACCCAUCUGCUGCUAGAAAAGCUGAAGGAAUCUGCUCCAUCGAGGAUAAUAAAUGUGUCCUCCUCAGGACACCUCCUGGGCAGGAUUCAAUUCCAUAACCUGCAGGGCGAGAAGUUCUAUCAUUCGGGGCUGGCCUACUGCCACAGCAAGUUGGCCAACGUGCUCUUCACCCGGGAACUGGCCAGGAGGCUACAAGGCUCUGGUGUCACGGCCUACUCUGUACACCCUGGCACAGUGCACUCCCAGUUGACCCGGCACUCAGCUUUGAUGAAGUGCAUGUGGUGGCUGUUCUCCUACUUCAUCAAGACUCCGCAGCAGGGAGCACAGACCAGCCUGCACUGUGCCUUAGCGGAAGGGCUCGAGGCUCUGAAUGGAAAUCAUUUCAGUGAUUGCCAAGUGACAUGGGUCUCAGGCCAGGCUCGUAAUGAGACGAUAGCAAGGCGGCUGUGGGACGUCAGCUGUGACCUGCUGGGCCUCCCAGUGGAUUGACAGGUGGCGGCAGUUGGACCCAAAAGAAGACUGCAGCCACUGAUACAGUACUCCCUGCCAAAUGAUCCUCCUCCAAGAUGGCCAAAGAGAACACCAGGAGCAGAACCUUCCAGCCUGGCUGGAUGGUGUCCAGCUACGUCUCGGCAUGCAGCCGGACCUCACAUUUGUCUAGACCCACUUUCUUCCUCUACUGCUGGAGCAUUCUGUGCCUCUCACUGGAUAAGAUGACCUCAUAUAACCUACGCAGCUUAUUUUCAAUCUGAAAUUUCCUCCUGUGCAGGAGGAUAGCGAGCCCUUCCCAGACCAUGAUGAAACCCAGGAAGUUGCUAUUUGUAAUCCCAUGGAAAAGUUACAGGAAUCCUAGGAAGUUGAUUCCAGUCUACCACUUCCAGAGCAACCCAUGGUGUGAAGAAAGACACUGAAGCAUAUUUGUGGGUAUGGGGAGCCACAGGUCCUAAGUCCGGCCAUAAUGAUGGCUCUCCAGACAAAGGCCUCGACCCAGGGCCGAACCCGAGCUUUAUUGUGAAGAUGUCCAUCCCGCCAGGCUCACAUGUUUAUUUGGGAGCUAUGGGGUGGGGGUGAGGGGAUGUCAGGGGAAACACUGCCCUGUCGUCUUUGCUUCAAGGACUACACACUUGCGCCUCAGCUGGGCCGAUUGGCAUUGCUUAGAGCCAAGCGAGGGGAGCAGGGGAGCGCCUAGCCAGCUCUGCACAGAGCAGUCCAUAGAAGUAGGGUCAGGUUCGGCCAAAAUGGAGACAGUUACUCUUCUUUCAAAGACAGUCAUCCAGAUGGCCCUCCACAUCGGAGGAUCUGUGCUCUGGCAGGGUUGAUGUAUGGGAAUGUGGACUGGCUUUUAUCCUCUUUUUCACACUGUAGUUCCUUCCAACCAAAAAUAAUCCUUCAAGAGGGGGCCAUGUUGCCACCUUGGCUGAACCUCACAAGUCACCGUGGUUUUUUAUUCUUUUCUCCUGGUACCAGGGAUUGAACUCAGGACCUUGUACUUGCCAGGCAGGCACUUAUUCUACUGAGCUAUCUCCCUGGCCGCCUCAGUGGCUUGUCUUAAGAGCAGAGCUUCAUAGCACCAGCAGAAUUCUUCCAGGAAACUUCACUGAAUCUGUAUUGUGGCCUGGCCUUAACUGACAACCUAGAGCCACUGAUGUUAGGAUAUUUUCCCACGUCUACACCACAGAGCAGCUGCCUUCCCUAAGAUGCUGGGGGACUUGGGGGAGGACAGAUGUAAAAACCACAUUAAACGAUCAUGUUCCUGUCCUUGCUCAGGCCAAUAAUGAGGUAAUAAAAGGAGUACUAUGACAAGGUAGACCAUA